AUGCCCGAAUCAAAACCUAGCUCUGCUCCGAGCUCUAAACCUUCCUCCAUCAAGUCUUCUGAUGGCGUAAAAAAGUCUCCCGGCCUCCGUCCUGAGGAUGCCGAAGGCCACUCACCCGCUGGCAGUGACUCUGGCAAGCCUUCGGAAAGGUCUUCUGUUAAGGGUCGCUUUACUCGCAUGUUCUCUUCCAAAGAACCAUCUCGGGCUGCUACACCCAAUAUCGCUGCCAGUGGUGCCGCCAAUGGCAACGGCGACAUCCUUGGCCGCCCUCGCGGCUCCUCCGUCAACAGCUCCUCGACACCCAAGCCUGCUAAGGACGCCGCUGCCGACAAGCCUGCCGAAAAGGACAAGCCAGCUCAAGCCCUUGUAAAACCGACCACUCCCAAAGAGGGAAGCACUCGCUUCGUGUCCAAUCCCGAUGUCCAAGGCGCCCACGAGCACUAUCUCAAGUCCAGUCGCCGUCAAGAGAAGCUUUCUGACAUGUGGCGUAGCCUCAUCGGAAAGAAGGCCGAGCCUACCCCUGAUCACGAUCUUUCUCUCGUCUCAAAUUGGGUCGACUCACUCCGCCAGGAAAAGGAAGACGCUGCCAACGGCACCAAACUUGGCCCCAACACCACGACCACUACCCUCGUCGAGAAAUACGGCAAGUGUCAGGAGAUUGUCGGCCGCGGCGCCUUUGGCAUUGUCCGCAUCUCCCACAAGAAGCUUGGCGCUGGUGAGAAGCUUUUUGCCGUUAAGGAGUUCCGUCGCCGACCCGAAGAGACCGAGAAAAAGUACAGUAAGCGUCUUACGGCCGAGUUCUGCAUCUCUUCCUCGCUUCGCCAUCCCAAUGUCAUUCACACCCUUGACCUGCUUAAAGAUGCCAAGGGCGACUACUGCGAAGUCAUGGAAUUCUGUGCCGGAGGUGAUCUUUAUACCCUCAUCCUGUCUAGUGGCAAGCUCGAGGUCCAAGAAGCCGACUGCUUCUUCAAGCAAAUGAUGCGAGGCGUUGAAUAUCUGCAUGAAAUGGGCGUGGCCCACCGUGAUCUCAAGCCGGAGAACCUGCUACUUACCACUCGCGGUGGCCUCAAGAUUACCGAUUUUGGCAACGGCGAGUGCUUCCGUAUGGCCUGGGAGACAGAUGCCCACAUGGUCUCGGGUCUCUGUGGCUCCGCGCCCUAUAUUGCACCCGAAGAAUAUACGGACAAGGAAUUCGAUGCCCGCGCCGUCGACGUAUGGGGCUGCGGAGUUAUCUACAUGGCCAUGCGUACUGGCCGUCAUCUCUGGCGCGUUGCCAAGAAAGACGACGACGAGUUUUACGCUCGCUAUCUCGAAGGACGUCGCGACGAAGAUGGCUACGGACCUAUUGAGUCCCUUCACAGGGCUCGCUGUCGCAAUGUCAUCUACUCUGUUCUAGACCCUCAUCCCACAAGACGCCUAACGGCCGCGCAGGUGCUCAAGUCCGAAUGGGUGCGCGAAGUAAAACUUUGCAAGGCCGGUGAGGAGGGUCUCUAA
Messenger RNA from Beauveria bassiana ARSEF 2860, 1494 nucleotides. Its product is annotated as serine/threonine-protein kinase hal4. The coding region runs from base 1 to 1494 and encodes 497 amino acids. The transcript has 2 exons. Lineage: Eukaryota; Fungi; Ascomycota; Sordariomycetes; Hypocreales; Cordycipitaceae. The record is from RefSeq and is a predicted model, not a curated record. Gene Ontology annotation, molecular function: protein serine/threonine kinase activity; ATP binding. Gene Ontology annotation, biological process: intracellular monoatomic cation homeostasis; intracellular signal transduction; protein phosphorylation.